AUCUCGCAUGUGUGUAAAUGAAACAGUGAGAGAAGUGGUGUGUUGGCAAUGAUUAGAACGAAAUAGUUCCAUAGCCAAAAUAUAUAUUUUUUGACUUUCCGCGUGUAUUUAAGAAUUUGUUUGGGUAUUUGUUAAGUUUGAACAUUUUUUUAAAUCUCUGGUGAAAUAAAAACGUUAUGUUAACGGUAAAAAAAUAUUACGUGCCGAAACCGUGGUCGCGCAUUAAUAAUGUUAAUAGUCACUUGUUUGUUUUCUCUUUCAGCCGCUUUCAGCAGCUCUUUAAGCAGUCUGCAGUCUGUACGCCAUUUUGCAGUGUGUUUUAAUAUAUUACUGACCGUGAAAUAACGUACAGUUUGUGUUUCAGGAUUUUGUGUUAAUAUUGUGUAUUUUAACUUUGUUAUAUUAUUUAUUAUCUACUAUUGUAAUGAUGGAAUUUGUUAUCGUUUUGAUAUUUUGUGUGGUUCUUGUGAUUGCUGUAAUGGUAAUUGGUUCCGGGAUGGGGAAAGCUACUUCGUCGCAGCGUCAGAUGGACAUCAUUAACGUCGCUCAGAACUUAUAUCUUUUAAUUAGGAAAGGCGACUUGAAGAAAUGUGACGUUACGCAGACGACCGCGUUUCUUCUCAACAUCGCAAAGUCAACUGUUCUCAAGUACUACAAGAAAGACAUUGAAGAAGUUUCAACACCAGGAAAAAAGAGGAAAAAAAGGCCACAGGAAGGAAAGUCACUUGACACAGUCGACGAUUUCACAGUAAAUGCAAUCAGGAAUGCAAUUUACAGGAUGUACGCUGAAGGUUUGAAUGUUACAGUCGACACCAUUUUGAAAGAAAUCAGGGAAAGACAAAUAGAUUAUUAUGGUGGAAGAUCAAGUCUUCAUAAAUUGUUAAAGAAGAUGGGAUUUUCAUGGAAAACUGUUGAUGGACGAAAAGCUUUGAUAGAGAAUGAAAACAUAGUAUUGCAGCGAAUAGAUUUCUUGAGAAAGUAUAAAGAAGAAAAAGAAAGAGGUGCCAAUUUCAUAUUUGUUGAUGAAACAUGGAUUUUCCAGAGAGGCAAGGCAUUAAUUUAUUUGAAAAUUUGUUCUGUGGUCCAAUACAAAGUAUUUCAUUUCCAUUUCAUAUAUUUUUCAGGAACUGUAUCAAAGUCAUGGCAGGACAAGAGUCUACAAUCUGCGAAGAGACGUACUGUUGGAGAUGGUAAAAGGUUUAUUGUUGUUAAUGCUGGAGGGCGCACUGGCUUUGUGCCAGGAGCAGGAUUACUUUUUGUUUCAGGUCAGAAGACUGCAGACUACCAUGGCGAGAUGAAUGGGGAAACUUUCUUGAUGUGGUUUGAAGACAUGUUGGUGCAUCUUGAGGAACCCAGUGUCAUCAUAAUGGACAAUGCUUCAUAUCACAGCACCCAGGUUGAGAAAACACCUACAACGAACUGGACCAAGGCUGCACUGAUCGCGUGGCUGGAGAAGAAUGGGAUAAAACAUGAAAAUAAUUUGUUGAAAGUGGAGCUGCUGAGAAUAGCUAAACAAAACAAGCCCCGAAUACGAUAUGAGGUAGACGAGUUGGCUCGUAACUAUGGCCACGAAAUUCUACGACUCCCACCCUAUCACUGCCACUAUAAUGCAAUCGAACUAGUUUGGGCUCAAUGUAAACACCAUUACAAUAGUAACGUGGGGCGGGCCAAGAGAUUUGACAAUGAUGCAGUUGCAGCCAUCUGGAAAGAGGCUCUUGAUGCUUCCACACCAGAGAGAUGGGCGAGGUGUGUGGAUCACGUGGAGAAGCUAAUUCAAGCAGACUGGGAGAGAGAAGUCCACAUAGACAGCGGCACCAUUCCUCCACUCAUCAUCCACCUCGGCGAGGAUAGUUCAAGUGAAGACAGUGACAGCGAAGAAUUUGAGGUUACGACACAGCAAGUAGAUGGAGACAGUGAAGUACUGGCAGUUCCUCUUGAUGAUUUACCCGGGUGUUCUUAUUGAGGUCUGUAUGUAAUAAACACCUGGGCAACUGUAAGUAUUGGGGUUUGAAACAUUUUUUUUUUCUUUUAUGCAUUCCCAUGAAGUAUGUUGAUUACUGGAACUUUAUGUAUUAACUUUAUAUUACACGUAUUAUGAAAUGAAUAUUAAAUUUCAUUUCUGGAUUCGUAUAGGUGUAUGUGAAACAUUUUAUUUUGUUGUGUGUCUUCAUUUUUCAGUGAACUUACUUGGAAAACAAAAAGCCAGUCCCCAUCCAGGGCCACAAAUAAAUAAUGCAUAUAAGUGGUAUAGAAAUUACUGUCAAUUCUUCACCACAAUUUUACUGUUCAUAAAAUUAUGAUUUUGUCUAAUAAGUAUACUCAGGAAAAUGUAUAUAACCAUAUUUUUAUUUGUGGCCUUAACCGGCAAAAUGGUAGGGGUUUAUUAAAUAAAAGAAGAAAAUUCAUUUUUAAA
This is a messenger RNA of Bacillus rossius redtenbacheri, 2413 nucleotides long. RefSeq lists its product as uncharacterized. The transcript has 6 exons. The record is from RefSeq and is a predicted model, not a curated record. Bases 425 to 1963 code for a protein of 512 amino acids. Gene Ontology annotation, molecular function: nucleic acid binding. Lineage: Eukaryota; Metazoa; Arthropoda; Insecta; Phasmatodea; Bacillidae.